GAUUACUUGUUAUUUUAGGAAUUCUGUUACGAUUGUUUGCUAAAUUUUCAUGUUUUGAAGAUAUUCAAAUGAGAUGGAGGCUGAGCCAACUGGUAGUAAAUGCUUAUUGGAUAUAAAACUAGUCUACUGUUCCUGCAUUUAUUCAACCAUUUUUGAAGAUUUUUUAUUUAACUUUUGAACCGUCACUGUAACGGUAGUCUGCUGAUUUCAACAUGUGAUGGGAGUCAAUCUUAGUUUUAGAAAAGGAACUCCAAUUUAUGAUCCUGAUAUUACUUGAUUUUUUCAUUAUUUUACAUCAUCAAGACAUGAAACAUUCCUUUUAUAUUCAGAUUAAUGUUUGUUAUUUUCUGUGAUCGUCACCUUUAUUCAUUUAAAAUUGGGGUGUAUUGUUAUCAAUAACAUGCUUAUCUUUGUUUCUUUGUAAUAUGGAAAUAUCAUUUGUUGUUACUAUGGACUUGACUGUUAAAUUAGAACGUUAGGUUGAGUUGCAUUUCCUUUUUUCUAUAUUUAAAUUGUACUUUGGUUUCAUAAGUUGGCCUUAAGUAGUUUUGUGCGUGCAGUGGAUUAAGUCCUGUUGUGGUGAGCCAUGCUAAUCUUUUUGUUAACGUGGAAAAGUUUAGGCACUUGUUAUUAGUUAUUAUAGUUGGCUUAUUCUUAAAUUUAGUACGGCAGGAUGACUUGCAGUUCUUUUUCCUUUUUUAUUGAAUUGUAUUGCAGUCUCAUCAAUUUAUAAUGUCAUUUUAAGCCGUUUUAUCGGUCAAAUCUCCUUGUCGUGUUAGAAAUUGGUGAUAAUUCCUCUUGUUCCGUACCAUUGAUCCAGUCUUCUGGUCUGGUUUUACUUCUGAAAAGUUUCCUGUGCACAUUUUGUAGCUUAUGCUUCUGGGCUUUAUCUCCCUUUUGUUAACUGUUUCUCAAAGUUAUAUCAGCGAUAUUUGCAUCCAUAGAAGUGCUUCAUUUCAUAUGCUUCCUUGCAGCAAGGAAGAAUAUGUUCCUGUGGAAAUUAUACAUCAUAGAAUUUCUAGUGAAAUUACAUGGAAAAAGCAACGGUUUUUGUCUGGAGAUGUUGCUUCAGAUCAUUGUACUCGUCAGGGCAAGGUUCAAUUGCUUUCUCUUGAAGCAUUGCAUCAGCUACACAUCUUUAUUUUUGUACUUGCAGUUUCUCAUUUAGUAUUUAGUGCGAUCACUAUGGUUCUGGGAGGAGCCAGGAUUAGUCAAUGGAAGCAUUGGGAAAAAGAAAUUCAUAAAGAGAUUUCAAGCCCAAAGACGUCCCAGGUUGCUGACCACCAAAGACUUUCUCAACCUCACCAUGAGUUUCUCCAGGAGCGUGCUGCAGGAUUUUGGAGGAAGUUUGUUGUUGUUAGCUGGAUGAUGUCUUUCUUCAAGCAGUUUUAUGGCUCUUUGACUAAAUCAGAUUACAGAGCACUUCGAGCUGGAUUUAUUAUGAGGCACUGCUCCACACAUCCUAAAUUUAAUUUUCACAAAUAUGUGAUGCGUGCUCUUGAGGAUGACUUCAAGAAAGUUGUUGGUAUAAGGUGGUAUUUAUGGCUUUUUGUCAUUAUCUUCUUGUUAAUUGACAUUCAUGGUUGGCAUGCAUAUUUUUGGUUAUCAUUCUUGCCCUUGAUUCUUUUGCUAAUUGUCGGUUCAAAGCUGGAGCAUAUCAUCACACGGCUAGCCAUAAAGCUUGCAGAGACGCAUACAGAUGGUCAAGGACACCGGGUGAAGCCUUCAGAUGAACACUUUUGGUUCAAGCAGCCAAGCUUAGUUCUCUACUUGAUUCAUUUCAUUCUAUUUCAAAACUCCUUUGAAAUUGCAUUCCUUUUCUGGAUCAUUAGCACUUUUGGCUUUCACUCCUGUAUUGUGGAAGGUGUUGGCUAUGUUAUCCCCAGACUCGUUGUUGGCGUGAUUGUUGAAGUACUUUGCAGCUAUAGUACGCUUCCUCUGUAUGCUAUUAUGGGUGAUUCUUACAAACAAGCAAUAUUUGCUGAACAUAUGCAAACCACCUUUCAUGGCUGGGUUGCUGGUGUGAGAAAGCGAAAGAGGUCAGGCUCAGGCCUCUAUUCCUCCAUUAUGGGAAUGUUUACGAAGAAGAAAAAGAAGCAAGAGACUUCUGGGUGUGAAAUACAGAUGCAAAGGAUAGCGAGAACUGAAGAAUUCAGUUGUUCUCCACAAACCUGGCAACCAGAUUUCAUGCAAGAUCUUCCAGCAUCAGAGAUUGAAGCUUGUCAAAUUGAACCAGUUUAGUCUAAGUAUCUUGAAAUCUUCAAAGAUUUCAUUCGAAUCAGAGAAAUUUCAUCUUUUUAGAAACUUUGAAUUAGUAAGACAUAUUUUAAAAAUACAAGCCUGUUGGAUAUCUGCAAGAUGUUUUCUUGUCUUGAAAGAUGAUAAUCAGAAUAGUGACUACUAAUGGUCUUUUAUAAGAUGAAAAUAAGGUAUUGUAAAAUAUCAAAAAAUAUCUAUAUUGUUGUUCAUGAGAAUGUCUUACCAGACUUUUUAAUCAAUAACUAACAACAAUUUGGUGAA
Dendrobium catenatum is the source of this 2520-nucleotide messenger RNA. Its product is annotated as MLO-like protein 13. The record is from RefSeq and is a predicted model, not a curated record. Gene Ontology annotation, biological process: defense response. NCBI's taxonomy places the organism in Eukaryota, Viridiplantae, Streptophyta, Magnoliopsida, Asparagales, Orchidaceae. Gene Ontology annotation, cellular component: membrane.